CCGAUGCAGCCUCUGUGUGCCGGGGUGGGAGGCAGCCCCCGGCGGAGCCCGCCGCCCGCCAUGCCCUGGAGCGUCCGGUGGGUCGGCGGCCGCGGCGCCCAGUCCCAGAAGCAGUGCAAGAAAUCCUCCUUCGCCUUCUACCAGGCGGUGAGGGACCUGCUGCCCGUCUGGUUCCUGGAGGACAUGCGGACCAUGGAGGUCUUCCACUGGGAGGACGGGGGCAAGGUGAGCGUGUACUCGCCCUCGGAGGCCCUGCUCUACGCGCUGGUGCACGACCACCAGCCCUACGCCCGGCACCUGCUGACUAAGUUCCCCCAGAGCGCCCUGGCCGUGCCCAGCCAAAGCUUCAGCUGCUGCCAGUCCUCGGCCCCGCACCUGGCCAUGGCUGUCCGCUACAACCGGGUCCGCAUCCUCUUCCGAAUACUCAAGGCCGUCCAAGCCUUCCCGCCGAGCGACAGAGCUGGCCACCUGGACCGCCGGGGCUGCAGCCGCGUGGAGGGCGGCAAGACGGCCUUGCACGUGGCCUGCGAACUGGUGCGACCCGAGUGCUUGCUCCUGCUGCUCGGGCACGGCGCGUCGCCCUGCUUGCAGGACAGUGCCGGGAAUACCCCCCUCGACACCUUGCUGCAGCAGAUUUCCCACGUGCCGGCAGCGAACAUGCGCGCCAAGCUCCUCUGCCUUGACUGCCUCUUCUUCUUCGUGCCUCAAGACCUCCAGUUCACAAUGAAACAGCAACUGUUGGACAACGGGCAGCGGUGGCAGGACCUCCUCGGGGAGAACAGGUUCCAGUGCCUGGUGGGCUUAGCUCCCCCGUCACUGUUUGUCAGAGCCAUGCGUGUCUUGAUCAGGACCAUUUCACCUGAGCAUUUCCCAGAGGCUCUGGACGAUCUGCCUCUGCCUCAUUUUCUAAAGCCUUUGGACUUGAAACUGGAGAGCUAGGGGGGUGGUAUGAGAGCCGAGGGGUGGUAUGAGAGCCUCCUGCUCACCUGACAGAAAUAGACUGUUGUGCUAAAAAUGUAUCAGUAUACAAAGCUGCUAAUGUGGCGGCCAAGUAUCUGUUUUAAUUAGAACUGUAUUUUUUAAAAGAAUUGUAUCUGGCACUUUACAAUAUAUUUUAUUUAAAGAUC
This is a messenger RNA of Gymnogyps californianus (California condor), 1127 nucleotides long. It is a transcript of the gene ANKRD9, whose product is annotated as ankyrin repeat domain 9. The record is from RefSeq and is a predicted model, not a curated record. Gene Ontology annotation, molecular function: protein binding. Bases 4 to 939 code for a protein of 311 amino acids. NCBI's taxonomy places the organism in Eukaryota, Metazoa, Chordata, Aves, Accipitriformes, Cathartidae. The transcript has a single exon.